AGACCUAAGAACCCAACACAUCAUCGUCCUCCGACCAGCAGACUCCUCUGACAAGAUGGGCAACCUCUUCACGUAUUCUGCGAGCAGCUCUCCUCAGGAGCAGCUGCUCAUGAUGCAGCAGGCGGCUGGCAUGGAGACUGACGUGGAUAUAGAUUCCCUUCCUAGUUAAGGCUAGUUUUUUACAUUUUUUAAUAUCCCUAAUCCCCUGGAGAGUGGCUAAGUGCAUUCAUUCAUUCGUCCCAUUUCUGUGAACUAAGCAUAUGCUGAGUGGAUUCCUUCCGUCCCGUUAGAAAUCAAGGGGAAACUAACGGGGGAACCACUCAACCAGUGCCAAGAAUCGUGAAAAACUACCUCUAACCAAGGAAUCGCUUGAGAGAUCCUUUUGACAAGGAGUUCUUCGAUGCUGCGAAAGGGAUUUGCGCGGCUAGUAUUAUGUCUUUUCGUUUUUUCCUGUAAAAGUAAGUAAUCCAGCUCCAUCUCAAUAUUGCUUAAGUACAGCAUUGCUAUGUCAUGAUAAUUUCAAGAAGCCUUACAUCUUCAUCUUGGUGUCGCUAAGUUGUGCCUUUCUGUUUCUACUUACUUUCAAGGGAGUAAAAGCAUUCCUCGGAGCUAUCUAACACUACUGCAGCAGCGACAGCGAGUGUCAUACUGAAUCCGUUCGACGUGGUCAAAGUACGCCUACAAGUGCAGCAUCAACUCCAAAAGGAUGUAGCGCAGAAGUACUAUCGGGGAACGGUGCGCGCUCUUUUUAAGGCCCAAUGAUCUUCGGUGUGCACAGAUUUGUUCUACAGAGUAUUUUUAUCAAUCGCGAACAAUCUACUUGUCUUAUAAAUUAUCGGAUUUAGAAAGACGACCCAGCACCUAUACUCAUACACGACAUCUGCGACACCCUCUCCUCGACCCCUUUAAUGUUUUCCGGAUAGCAACAGAGGAUGGCGUAGUCCGCGGAUUGUGGGCACCUGGCCUACCAGCAAGUGUUUGCAGGGAUAUUCUAAAUCUAUGGGGCGAGGAGGUGUUUCAACAAAAAUGGUUCCAGAUAUUCAAGCUAGGAGGACUAAUCACAUAGUGAAACUGAUAGUGGAGAUAUGACGAGGCACGAGCAACGCGAUGAACAUAAAAUCUUAAUCUUCUCAAAAGAGAUAAUAGAACCCGCCUGCUCUACUUUUGUUUAGCUUCGUCUUCUAAUCAACGGCGGUCUCAGAGUAGGCAUGUAUCCCGCUGUAAGGGACACGCUGGAGGAUUUUCGGUGGGCUGAACCAGACUCAGCAGCCUUGUCAUUUUCAGCAGGCUUGCUCACAGGCACAUUUGGCAGCUUCGUAGCGAAUCCUUUUGACCUGAUAAAAACGCGCUUUCAAGCUGAGGGUGGUAGAUUGGAGCGCGUUUCUUUAGAUCCACAAUCAAUGCAGGAUCUGCCUCAGACAGAGCAAGCAAGCAGGACUCGUUGGGAGCCAGGGACCGGCACAACGGUCGAGCACGAUCAGCUCGUCACACGCGACGCGCAUUUACGGCGUGCGAAAAACCUACCUCCAGCGGCGGUGGCGAAAGCAAAAAGGGUAGACGCGAUGCUACAGCGGCAGUAUCCGAACUACCCCUACAACGUGCCACCGAGUAACCGGGAACUGGCCGACUUAGAAGGGGCUACGGCAGAAGCGGGAGCAAUGCAUAGCGGUCCUUCUUCAUCUUCUAUACCAUCACAGACCGGCACCUCUACAACAUCAACCGCGUCAAGUACUAGUAGUGGAAGUGGCAAACAGAAGUACAAUCUGCGCUGGUUUUCAUCGUGCAGUCGUGGUGCUUCAUCAAGAAGCACAAUGCCUUCCGUGUAUAGAAGCAGUACUGGUGCACCAUCAGCAUCAAGCUGUAUAUCAUCGCCUACUACAACAAGCCUUUUCAGCAGCGUGACUACAAGAAGACACCUCCCAAGGGCCACGACUCGCCAGGUUCUCACCUCCGCACGUCGAACCUUUCUUGAGUACCUCAUAGCGAGACAAAAGAGAAAGGACGUCUUGAACUUCUUUCUGCAGAGUGGAAAGGAUUAUAAGCUUGUUUACGCCACAGGCCUCUACAAGGGAUCUGAGCCACAGUUUCGGAACACGUGGGAAGCCUUCCUAGGUCUGCAAGCUGAUCGGCAUCUAUUUCGAGGGGUCUUUCCGAAUAUGGUAAGGGCAGCACUGGUCACGGCAGCGCAGAUAACGUCAUACUUAAGACAGCCCCGAUAACAUCGCAGGCAUAUUUUUAGAUAGAAGAGAUACAUAGAAUUGAAGUCAGUUUCCGGAGAUACACCCGUAUGUUGGUCGUUAGAGAUGCGACGAUGACGAAUACAUAGGGGACUGACUACAAAAUGAAAACGUCCCCGGAUGAUGAGCAGAAGACAGGAAGACAGCACCCCCUCUAGGUUAUCUAACCUGAGACCGCAGCAAGCAGUAUUUGCGAAAGGAGUAUCAGAUGGAACAGGGUCCAGCGAUGUUUGCGAUUUGUGGCGCGAUUAGCGGUCUCUGUUCGAGUGUCAUUUCGGCCCCCGUCGACAUUGUGAAAACGAGGGUCAUGAACGACAGACCGGUGGGACUUAUGGUAGGGCAAGAAUCGGAAGGAUUCCAAUUCAAAGGAUCUCGGAAAUGCCUACUUGCGACGAUCAAUAGAGACGGAAUUUUUGCGCUCUAUCGUGGUUUUGUAGCAACCUAUCUUCGACUGGGGCCGCAUUUCGUGCUCGGUUGGCCGUUGUUAGAAUGCAUAAGGCGGAACGUUUUUGGCUUGGAGUAUUUCUAGCGAUUUUUGAAAGAUGAACGCAAGAAAGAGCGCUAAACAUGGAACUACGCGAUUCUUGAUAAUACGCUAUUGCCAAGUACUUAGCUCUGGAGUCCGUCACCAGGC
Molecule: messenger RNA, 2871 nt
Organism: Amoebophrya sp. A25
Lineage: Eukaryota; Dinophyceae; Syndiniales; Amoebophryaceae
Source: the annotation of a GenBank genome assembly